This is a messenger RNA of Lactuca virosa, 1315 nucleotides long. The record is from the annotation of a GenBank genome assembly. Lineage: Eukaryota; Viridiplantae; Streptophyta; Magnoliopsida; Asterales; Asteraceae.
AUGGUCAGAAAAUUGAGAUGCCUCCUCCUCAUAAACCACUGUGCCGGAACUUCCAGCGUGGAUUCUGUAAAUAUGAACAACUCCCAAACUGGAUCUAAACCUAAUCAAUUCAAGCCUGGUGAAAAUAAAUGGAGCCGAUUUUCCCCAAUAAACGCCCCUAAUUCUUCAGCCCCACAAAAACAAAAUAAUCAGGCUUCUGCACCUAAUCAUGUGUGCACAGAUUCUGAGUCUUGCAAGCGUCAAAUUAGUGAAGAUUAUGAGCAUGAGACACCACUUUGGAAGCUUACAUGUUAUGGUCAUUGCAAAUAUGGGCCUUGUGAUAUUAUUGGUGAUAUUAGCUGUGAAGAAUUACGAGCUGCUGCAUAUGAUGAUGCUAAACGUGGAAUGAACAUUCAAUCAGUUGUUGAGAAAGAGAGGAGUUUAGUUAAUUCCAAGUCGACUGAAUUCCAAAACCUACUUCGUAAUCCUUAUACCCCUCCACAAAAUUCAACUCUUUCUACCCAAAACAUCUUUUCCGGAAAUACCCCUCAAACAAUUCAAAAUAAUACCCCUCCUUUGGUUUCAAGUUUCAGCCAAUUGGGUACAACUAUCAAUUCAGGUUUCCAAAUGAGACCAGCUGCUCCAAAUAAUAUUUUUGGGCAAGUUAGUCAUUUCCAACCUCCUACUCAGAUAUCAAACACACCCCAGAAGAACCCCUUUGCAUUUGGAAAUCCAGGUGCAGUGGUGAGUCCACCUUCUACACAUACAUUUGGCAAUGCAUUAUCCUCUACUGCUACUACUACAUCUUCACCAAAUCUUAAUGUGCCACGUCAGCAAUCAUCUACUAUGCCAUUUGGUUUUGACCAAAACCCUUCUCCUAAUUUACUUCCUGAAUCACUUCCCACUCUUCAAAUUACGCAAAAUAUUCAAAUUUCAAAUAAUAAUGGAGAUAACAGUAUAUGGUUCAAAGAAGAAUGGAGGCCAGGAGAGAUUCCUGAGGAAGCACCUUCGGAAAGAGUCAUUUGUUAGGGUAAUCUAUCAGGUCAUCAUUUUUUUUUUGCCCGAGGACAUUUUUGGAAACCCAAUUUUUAUGAGAUUUUGGGGUUUUGUUAUUGUAUACAAAAAGAAAAGAUGCUACACCAUUGAAAGUACAAAAAUAGAGAACAUACUCUAGUUGGUGUCAUGAGAAUAUUAAGGCCAUAUUUGUUAAGGGGAGACACGAUUGGAGAGCUUAGACAAGCUAUUUUUGAAAAUUAUUGGAGAUUAGGAGGACAUUUAUGCCUUUUGUACAAAGAAGAGAUAUGAAUGAUUAAGUUAUGCAUUACAAAGAAGAGAU